Messenger RNA from Heterotrigona itama, 992 nucleotides. Lineage: Eukaryota; Metazoa; Arthropoda; Insecta; Hymenoptera; Apidae. The record is from the annotation of a GenBank genome assembly.
AUGAAAUUCAACGAAAAAGAGCUUGCAGAAGCAAGUAAUGGUCCUGCUGAUAUUGAAGGUCGUUUAAAUCAUAAACGAGCACACAAGUCAGGUUAGUUUUUAGUUAAGAAUGUUAACUUCAAUUACUUAUAACCAAUAAUCUUUUACAAAUUCUUAUUUUUCCAUGCCUAUUUUCAUACUGUUUCUCUAAUAUUCCAUAGACUUGGUGUUGUUCGCACCCUGUGCGAAUUUCUCGAAAUAAAUUUUUAUUCCUUAUAAGAAAGAUCAUUUAACUUAAAAACCGAUUGUAUAAUAAAGACUUCAUUAGGUAAUAUUUUUACAUUUACAUUUUUUGAAAGCCUAGAGUAGUAAAAAAAAAUUAGGCAUGGAGAUGAAUGAUUCAACUUUCCUAUAGAUAGUGUGAUAAUUCGCUUGCUUAUGAAGGGCUAAUUUAUUCAUAAAGUUUUAAUAUUAUUGGAUUUAAUGGAAUAAUAAGAUUAGUUUUUAACAUUUAUGUUAUUUAUAUUUUAGGAUUCAAAGAAAAAUGGUUCAAACUACGAUGUAACUUGUUGUUUUAUUUCAACAUCAACGAAUUGGGACAAAUUGAUACUAGGCAACCAGCAGGUGUAAUUAUUUUAGAAAAUUAUAGUAUUAACCUUGAUGCUGCAACUGAAGGUGUAUUCGCAUUUAGUAUAGCGUUUCGAGAUGAAUACGAAAAGAGACAUGUUUUAAGUGGUCGUUCAGAAUCUCAAGUAGAACAAUGGGUAAAUGCGCUUAAGCAAGCAAGUUAUGAAUAUUGGAGAUUUCGUUUAAUAGUGCUUCAAGAAAAAUUAUGCAAGAAAACAGGAAAAGAUCCAUUGCUUAUGUAUCCACGAAAUCAAGGAAUUAUCAGAGAUGAAGCAUGGGAACCUGCAUCAACUUUCAGAUCUCAUGUACGAUCUUUUACUACAUCAGUUGUAACAUCAACAGCAUUAAAUACAGUAACAAAAGAAAUGAAUUUAAUUGAAUUCUAA